GCAACCGUGAGCACGAACGGCAGAGUUUUCCCUACUCGAUCUCAUACAGGCGGAAAAAAGCGAACGCAAUGGACAUCGCAAGAAGAAGUAGAUAGAAAAGAACGCGCCGCGCCCAAUCCAAUCAAAAUUCGUUGCUCCGCGUUUUGAGAAACAUUAAAACUUGAGAUAAACGAACCACAAAGGAUGGAAUUGAAUGCAGACCAAGUGUGAAUUAGGUGGAAAAAGAAUUUGGCGACGAGUCGAUAGUGGUUUGGUGUAGUUUGUGUACGGACGGGGAACAAGGCGACUUUCCUUUCGUGCGAGAUCCGACUAGUCCUCGCGCGCGCCUGUGAAAACCCCUGACAGUGUGUGCGUGUCGUGUUGACGCAGAUGUGCAAUUUGUCCUUUCAAAAUAGUUUUGUGAUCCCGAGGAACGUGCAAGUUUCAGACCAAGUCCGGAGUGCGUCUCGCCCGCCGCUGUGGCCCAUUUGGAAUUAACAGAAGGAACUCAACGAUAGAAGCCAACCCGCAUCGCAUUUCGUCACUUUUAGCGACAGACAAUACGCUAAUAACGUUUUGCUCUAAAAAGCAUAUUAAGUGGAAUAAAUCAUCAUCAGAAAGAUUACACAUUAGAAUCGACAUCAUGUUGCGGCAAUCAUUACUUCUGGUUGUCGUCACGUUGACGGCAACAUUCAUAAAUGCUCACAAUUCACCACCUCACAUCACGAAACAACCGCCAACAGAUGAAAUGCUUUUCAAAGUUGCCCAGCUUACAAAAGAAAGUGAUAGUCCAUUUACGAUCGAAUGUGAAGCAGAAGGUCAACCAGAUCCAUCAUAUCGAUGGAUCAAAAACGGCAAACGUUUCGAUUGGCAAGCGUAUGACAAUCGUAUGUCUCAGCAGCCUGGACGAGGUACGCUGCUCAUUUCAUACCCAAAAGAUGAAGACAUGGGACAAUAUCAGUGCUUUGCUGAGAACGAAUUCGGUAUAGCCACUUCAAAUUCAGUGUUCGUUAGGAAAGCCGAAUUGAAUAACUUUAAAGACGAAGCUACGCGAACAGUGGAAGCAAAUGAAGGAGAACCCUUCCAAUUGCAAUGUCAACCGCCGGAUGGUUGGCCCAAACCAAAUGUUCACUGGUUAAUCCAAAGCAUCGACGGUAGCAUUAAAAGUAUAAACAACUCACGUAUGACUUUAGAUCCAGAAGGCAAUUUAUGGUUUUCGAAUGUUACAAGAAACGAUCAAUCAGAAGAUUUUUACUACGCAUGUGCCGCAACAUCUGUAUUCCGAAAUGAGUAUAAAUUGGGCAAUCGUGUCUUGCUAAACGUUGUUCAAACAGGCAUCAGUGCAGCUCAAAACAAAUACCAACCAGUUAAACAAUAUGUUACCAGAAAGAAUGAAGUCGCUCUUAGAGGAAAACGAGUGGAAAUGUAUUGCAUAUACGGAGGAACCCCGUUACCACAAACGGUCUGGAGUAAAGACGGUCAGCCAAUACCUUGGAGCGAUCGAAUCACACAAGGAAACUACGGAAAAAGUUUGGUAAUUCGACACGCUAUCUUUGAAGAUGCUGGUGCCUACACUUGUGAUGUCUCUAACGGUGUUGGAAAUGCUCAAUCUUAUUCGAUAAACCUGAAAAUUUUGGCAACACCUUACUUCACAGUCGAACCAGAAAUUCAGAAUGCAGCUGAGGACGAAAGUAUAGAAUUUAGAUGUGAAGCAUCUGGUGUUCCGGAGCCAACAAUUAAAUGGAUUUUCAAUGGAAAGCCAAUUUCAGAGGCGCCACACAACCCAAGAAGAACUGUUCACACGAACAGCAUCGUUAUCAAAGACCUAUUGAAGACAGAUACUGGCAAUUAUGGCUGUAACGCAACCAACUCUCUUGGAUAUGUCUACAAAGAUGUAUAUUUGAACGUGUUGGCGCUACCACCAGAAAUUCGUGAAGCUCCACGCAGAGAGUCCACUGUCGAUCGACGAAACGUUACACUAACAUGCCGCGUGUUCGGUGCUCCAAAACCAGAAGUUAAAUGGAUUCGUAAUGGGCUAGAAUUAACUGGCGGCCGAUAUAAAACUCUUGAAUCGGGUGACUUGCAGAUCAUAAAUGUAGGAUAUGCGGACGCAGGCGAGUAUACUUGCUAUGCUUUCAACAAGUUCGGAACAAUUGACGCGAAUGGUACGCUGGUAGUGAAAGAGCAUACAAGGAUUACAGAUGGACCGCAGGACUACGAAGUGACGGCUGGAAAUUCGGCUACAUUCCGUUGUAACGCUGUUGCUGAUUCAUCUUUGGAAUUGAAAAUUGAAUGGUGGAAAGACGGCCAACCAAUCGAAUUUGAUAAGGAAGCCCGUUUCGUUCAAACUAAUGACAACUCUUUGACUAUCACUAAAACUAUGGAACUUGAUUCAGGUGACUACACAUGCGUGGCUAAAACAGAGCUUGACGAAACGCAAAUGCAAGCUCAUCUUAUAGUCCAAGAUGUUCCGAAUGCGCCAGCCUUGAAAUCUGUUGAGUGCAAUACUGACUAUGCUGUGAUUACUUGGGAACCUAAAGGUGACAACAGAUCUCCAAUUCUCCAUUAUACUCUCCAAUACAAUACCUCUUUCACACCCGAUACCUGGGAAAAUGCUUUUGAGAAGGUACCCGCAACGGAUUCUACGUUUCAAAUACCCAUGGGUCCUUGGGCCAAUUAUACAUUCCGUGUUAUUGCAUACAAUAAAAUUGGACCCUCUCCACCAUCGAAACAUGGCUCUGUAUGUACUACAGCUCCUGAUGUUCCAUACAAAAAUCCAGAUAACGUAGAAGGAAAAGGCACAGAACCAAACAAUUUAGUAAUCUCAUGGACUCCAAUGCCAGAAAUUGAACAUAAUGCCCCGAACUUUGAAUACCGUGUUUCAUGGAAACGCGAUAUUCCUGGAGCAAAUUGGGAAAAUCAAGACAUUUAUGACUGGAAACAAUCGAGUUUACUUAUUCCGGAUCAACCGACAUUUUCGCGAUAUGUAAUAAAGGUCCUGGCUAUUAAUGAAAUGGGAGAAUCAAAUGUGCCACCCAAGGAAGUUUUCGGUUAUUCUGGAGAAGAUGUGCCAACGGACGCCCCAACUAACUUCUCUAUGAUACAAGUUACAAGUAGUACUUCGGCUGUUUUAAGUUGGAAUCCAGUUUCGAAUACGAGCUUGCGUGGCCACUUUAAGGGUUACAAAAUUGAAACAUGGACUGAAGAAGAAGGCGAAGAUCAUUUCCACGAAGUUCAUGUUCGCCCCGAUUCAACCCAAGCUUUGGUGACAACAUUCAAACCUAACUCUAAAAAUUAUGCCCGCAUACUUGCCUACAACAGUCGCUUUAGUGGACCGCCAAGUGCCACAAUUGAUUUCGAUACACCAGAAGGUGUUCCAUCAGCUGUUCAAUCGUUCGAAGCAUAUCCGUUGGGGUCUUCAGCCUUCCUCCUGACUUGGAAGAAACCCUUGCAGCCAAAUGGAAAACUAACAGGAUACAAAAUUUAUCAUCAAGAAGUGAAGGGAACCUAUCUCGAACCGAAAAUCGAAAGAGAACCUCAUAUUGCUGAUCCAAGGGUGACGCGAGCCAAACUUGCUGGAUUAAAACCAGAUACUAAAUACCGAGUUCACAUCACUGCCACAACCAAGAUGGGAGAGGGCCGGGAAUACUUUAUCGAACAAAAGACUUUAUCAAGCCUUGCUGUACCUCCUGAUACACCCACAUUCACCUGGGAGCAAAUACCUUCGGACAAUGGAUAUGCAGCUAUUAAAGUAAACUGGCAUCCAAAUCUCGAAGGCAAGCCAGGAUCUCACUUCUUUACUAAGUACCGAAUGAAGGAUGAAACCAACUGGCUAGAAUCUAAGCCUGAGAAAAAUGAAGAUUUCCAGAUCAUUAAGGGAUUGGACCCCGACUCCGUUUAUGAAUUCCGAGUAGUAUCGGCCGAUGGAGACUACACAACGGAAAGUUCCACACAAGAAAUUGACACAAAUGGUGUCGAAGGACCAAUAAAAAUCCGAAAUGAGAACGUUGCAACUGCUGGAUGGUUCAUUGGAAUGAUGCUGGCCAUUGCAUUCCUGUUGCUUCUAUUAAUAAUAAUCUGUAUUAUUAAGCGGAAUCGUGGUGGAAAGUAUGAUGUUCACGAUAGAGAAUUAGCAAAUGGACGACGUGAUUAUCCAGAUGAAGGUGGCUUCCAUGAAUAUUCGCAACCGCUUGAUAACAAAAGUGUUGGUCGACAGUCGGUUGCAUCAAAUCCAAUCAAACCCGGACCUGAGAGCGAUACAGAUUCAAUGGCAGAAUAUGGUGAAGGAGAUACAGGACAAUUCACCGAAGAUGGUUCGUUCAUAGGCCAAUAUGUGCCUGGUAAACUACAACCGCCAGUAAGUCCACAACCAGUUGCACAUAACCAACCAAUACCACAAACUUCAUCUCAAGGCACUAACGCCGUAGCUACUUAUGUCUAAGCUUCUUCGUUAAUGAAUUCAUAUUUUUUAUUCUAUACACAUAAUUCUAUUUACAAGAGAAUCUAUUUUUUAUUUAUUUUAUACUACUUUUCUAUGACGUAACUGAAUUAGUUUCCCACUAGCAGAUUGAAUUUCUAUGAGAAAUAGAUCAAUAAAAAACCUUAAAACUUGAAAUUCUAUGUAUAAAUUAUGAUUUGAAAUCUUUAAUCUUUGUACACUCAAACAUCUGGAUUUUACUCAUUAAAUUUCUGUAGAAACCAUGACAAGCAUUUGGUAUGAAAUUUAAUAGCCUCUUGCUCUUUUCUGAACAACUUACAUAAAACGAUUAUCGAAACGAUUGAAUAUAUGAGAAGAACAUUUCGUUUAAUCGAAACGGUUACACUGACAUGUGCAUUCUACAGCGCAAUAAUUAAAAUAUAUUGAAAGGGCUUUCGGAUAAAAAAACUUGCAUUUCACGAAAAGAAAAUACUUUUCCCGGAAAAGAUUUUCAUUUUUAGUACUAAUUCCUUUUUGGUUUUGUAGCUUCGCUUACAAAAUUCUAGCACGACCCUAUUGACCUUAAUCAUAUCCAAUAGAAUUAGCGAACGAGAAUAACAAAUUGUGUUGUAAAUUUCUUUCAAUAAUGUAUUUAAACAGCUGCGUCAAACUUUAUGUUCACUAUAACUCCGAUUGUUGCCUUUAGUUGAGUUAGAAAUUCCGAAAAUACAAAAUUUUCCUUCUGAACGAAUUAUGCAUGUCCAAAAUUCGGAAAUUUCGUACUGAAAAAUAAAAAAAAAACUAUUAAAAUAAUUUGGCAAACCGAUAAUGAUGAAUUUUAGAGAAAAACAACUAAAUUUUACUACUAAGUAUAAUUUAUAUACAUAUUUUUAAAGCUUUUAAUAUAAUUUUUUUCUAAAAUAUUUUUUUAAAGUCUAGAUGUAAAAUAUUAAGUUCUUUUUAAGUAAAUACAGAGAGAACAGUGUAUAGGAAAUGAGAGCUACUUUCUAAGAGAAAAACAUUGAUGGAACAAUGUAUUCAAUAAUCGAAGAUUAAAUCGACAAUGAAAUGUUAUAAAAUGAGAUAAUUAAACAAAUUUUGUUUAUAAA
Molecule: messenger RNA, 5505 nt
Organism: Hermetia illucens (black soldier fly)
Lineage: Eukaryota; Metazoa; Arthropoda; Insecta; Diptera; Stratiomyidae
Product: neuroglian
Exons: 9
Coding region: 623-4420 (1265 amino acids)
Biological process (GO): brain development; cell-cell adhesion
Molecular function (GO): cell-cell adhesion mediator activity
Source: RefSeq, a predicted model, not a curated record